AUGGGUUCCAAUCACCAAAACUUCUUACAUUUGGAAAACGAAGCUCCCAGAUACUUUCGGAUCGAUGACCUGCCUAUAGAUGUCAUCUGCUACAUAUUCGUCAUUGCGUGCAAUGACACGACGAGAGGAGUUGGCUCGGAUGGCUGCCGCGUGCCUCGGUUGAUAAUGACCGUUUCUCGAUUUUGGCGCUCCAUUGCGGUGAAUGAACCGCGUCUUUGGGCAAAUAUUAGGAUUACGGCAGUGGAUGGGGACAUGGAGGGGAAAUUACAGGCGUUCUCAGAGAAUCUAGCUCGAUCAAAAGCGUUGCCGCUUCACCUCACUGUAUCUUCUGACUUUCGUUCCACUUCAGAGCUUCGUCGACGCAUCAAGGAGAUUGCAACCCCUCAUCUUCAUCGUUGCUGUUCCUUAGGCGUUACCCUUUAUAAUUCUGACCUUCCAAACGAAUGGAUUCCUGUCACACAAGAAUUCCAGUCAUUAAAGGAUGUUAGGCUCGAUCUUAUGUCGUGGUCGCAACAGACCGUAGAUUUAGGUCUGCCUGAAUGCCUUCGCUCUCUUCAAAUCCAUGCAGAAGGCUGUAGCGCCUCAGCGUUGCGUUUCAAUUCUGAGGUUGAACAUCUUUCUUUGGCGGUCAAUACCGAGGAUGCGGCAGCGGGCCUGCAACACAAUGCCAAGCGCCUCAAAAUCCUAGAAUAUACACUUACGGAUCCCACCAACGAAGCUGGUUCAAGUCCAUACCCCUACUCAUUACCACAGCUCGAGGUUCUCAUGCUCAGUGAACUCACCGGGUUCCCUUGCAAGGUCGCCCCACAACUCAAACAUCUUCAGUGCAUUUCGUCAAUUUCACUAUAUAGGGGCCCAUUCUUACUUGAGGGAUCCGCGGUUCCACCGGAGAUAACAAGCAUUUUGAGCAGGUUAAUCACCUUGGAGAUAGAGGAAAUAAACCAACCCGAGAGAUUCGGCGAGGAUUGUCUCAUUUACUGCAACGUACUUGAACACUUGUCUAUCCCAAUCUUGCAUGAAACAAGCAUCGGGAUUCUAGAGUAUCUACUUCCAUCUGGGUCUCAUCCUCAAGGUUCCACAUCGGUAACAUUUAAUGUCGAUCGUCACCCACCAUCGAGUUUGCACUCGAAUCACCAUGGCCCUACAAUAAUGCCGACGUCUCACUGCCCGAAUCUCAAGACUGUAUUCCUUUCAAUAUCUCCGAGGCUAACAUUCAGAGCCCGAGCACGCAUUUCACGGUGCAUUAUCAAGCUCCUCGAUGCCCGACCAAAUCUCUUGAAAGUCAAUUUCUCCACAUGCAGCGAAAUUGAUACCCCUUUAGCCUCAGAUUUUUUUGAUGCCGACUCGAACCCUCGAUCCGUGCCAAUAGUCACUCAGGAUCUCCUAAGGGCUUUCCCGACCAAGGUGACUGCCGGGCGACGCCAAUCACUCGCUGUUUUUCAGCCGUUUGCUCGCAAGUGCCCCCGAUUGUAG
Molecule: messenger RNA, 1473 nt
Organism: Cantharellus anzutake
Lineage: Eukaryota; Fungi; Basidiomycota; Agaricomycetes; Cantharellales; Hydnaceae
Exons: 1
Coding region: 1-1473 (490 amino acids)
Source: RefSeq, a predicted model, not a curated record